AUGACAGCUUACAACAACGUCACGCUCUCGCUUUGGGCGCUUUUCGGAGCUUUAGUGCUCUAUCUACUGACUGUCCCAGGGCCGCCAACUUUACCUAUCAUCGGGAAUCUGCAUCAGAUGCCCACUCGCAAGGCUUACCUCAAGCUGGCCGAGUGGGCCAAGCAAUAUGGGGACAUGUAUUCUUUCAAAAUCGGCUCGACAACAACUAUUGUGCUCUCCAAUCGAAGACUCGUCAAAGAAAUACUUGAAAGAAGAAGCGUUAUUAGUGCAGGCAGACCAGCUGUCUAUGGUCUUGAGAAGCUCGUCUUCGGAGGCCAUUUCAUACUUCUCCAGCAACCGGACGCUCCUAUGUACCGCAUUUCUAAAAAGUUGCUACAUCAAUAUUUUGGAGAGCCUGCCAUCGACAGGAGUCACUUGCGUAUCCUCAACGCAGAAGCGACCCAGCUGAUCCGAGACCUUAUGGUGGAUCCGGAUAACUUUCCACACCAUGCCCAUAGAUAUGCUAAUAGUUUCACAAUGAGCACGACUUAUGGAAUACGGACUCCGAGCCACGACACCCCUCAUUUGACAGCAAUCACCAAAAUCACCGCCCAAGCCACGUCUCUUAUCGUCCCAGGAAGACUACCUCCAGUCGAUGUCUUCCCGGUCCUCAAACUAGUGCCCGAGCGGUUCUUGGGUAAUUGGGUUACUUUGUGUACCGACUUGGGAAAAGCAAGUGACAAGCUCUAUAUGUCGAUUCUUGAAUCGGUGAUAGAGCGCCGGAAAACCAAGGCCCCGCGAGACACCUUCGCCGAUAGGUGUCUUGACAAUAAGGAAUACGAGUUCUCGCUUCAUGAACUCAUGUACUUGACAGGAGCCGUUCUGGACGCAGGAACAGAUACCACUUCCUCAGUACUGAUCACAUUGAUACAAAUGCUCUGCGCUUAUCCCGACUGCCUCAAGAGAGCCCACGCCGAAAUCGACAUGGUAGUUGGCGAUGAACGGACCCCGGUUUGGGAUGACUUCGCCAAGUUACCAUAUGUCAACCAACUCAUGAAAGAGACACAGCGCAUUCGCCCAGCUACACCUAUUUCGUUCCCCCAUAAAGUACUCGAAGAUACCUGGGUCGAUGGGAAGUUACUGCCCAAGGGGGCCACGAUUAUUGCCAAUGUCACCGGACUCCAUUCAGAUCCUAACAAAUUUAAACACCCUGGAGAAUUCCACCCAGACCACUACGAGGGAAUGCAAAAGCUAGCACAGGGAUAUGCCAAUACUGCAGAUGAAAACAAGCGAGAUCAUUAUGCGUACGGCUUUGGACGUCGGAUUUGUGCAGGAAUGCAGAUCGCCGAGCGAUCAUUGUUCACUACCUUUUCCAAAGUGCUUUGGGCCUUUGACAUUUCUGCUCCAAAGGAUGCGCAAGGACGGCCUGUGGCAAUGAACCUUGAUCCGAUGACGGGCUACACCGAAGGUACUAUCGUUAUGCCCAAGCCGUUUAAGGCUUGCAUAAAAGUCCGGUCUGAGCGGAGAAGGGAGACAAUAUUGAGGGAAUUCGAAGAGGCGGAGAAGAAUGUGUUUGCCCAGUUCGACUUACCCAACAUUGGAGGGGGCAUCUGA
This is a messenger RNA of Fusarium pseudograminearum CS3096, 1593 nucleotides long. RefSeq lists its product as uncharacterized. The record is from RefSeq and is a predicted model, not a curated record. NCBI's taxonomy places the organism in Eukaryota, Fungi, Ascomycota, Sordariomycetes, Hypocreales, Nectriaceae. Gene Ontology annotation, molecular function: iron ion binding; monooxygenase activity; oxidoreductase activity, acting on paired donors, with incorporation or reduction of molecular oxygen. The transcript is spliced from 4 exons. Bases 1 to 1593 code for a protein of 530 amino acids.